Messenger RNA from Anoplopoma fimbria (sablefish), 945 nucleotides. It is a transcript of the gene tatdn3, whose product is annotated as TatD DNase domain containing 3. Bases 91 to 933 code for a protein of 280 amino acids. The transcript is spliced from 10 exons. Lineage: Eukaryota; Metazoa; Chordata; Actinopteri; Perciformes; Anoplopomatidae. The record is from RefSeq and is a predicted model, not a curated record. Gene Ontology annotation, molecular function: hydrolase activity, acting on ester bonds.
GCCUGGUAUGUUUCGAAAGCAAAAAUGGAGAAAUGUCGCAGUUUUUCUGCAUAGUUUGCGCUUCUAGCUCUUUUUAUUUAUAUUGUAUCAAUGGAGGAUGGCUUUGUGGACUGUCACUGUCACAUAUCAGCCUGUGAGUUUGAAGAGGAUCUGGAGGAUGUGAUCCAGAGGAGCAGAGAGGCCGGGGUUAAGACUCUGGUCGCCGUUACAGAAGAAGUCGGAGAGUUUGACAGAGUUCUCCAGCUGCAGGAACGUUAUCCGGAUCUGGUGGCUCCAUGUUUCGGCCUCCAUCCUCUGCAGGGCGGCGAGGGCCCCGAGCGGCGCAGCGUGAAGCCUCAGGAUCUGGAUGCUGCCCUGCCUCAGUUCUACAAACACAGAGAACGCCUCGUCGCUAUUGGAGAGAUCGGUUUAGACUUCACGCCGUGGUGUUCUCCAUCUCAGCAGGACAGAGACGACCAGAUGUGUGUCUUCAUUAAACAGCUUCACGUCGCCAAAGAGCUGGACCUCCCCGUGAACGUCCACUCCCGAUCAGCUGCUAAGGUCGCCAUAGAGACCAUGAGAGAACAAGGUAUCAGUCGAGCUCUGCUUCAUAACUUUGCGGGGAAGCCGUCGGUCGCUCUGGAAGGCGUGAAGGCCGGUUACCUUUUCUCCUUCCCACCCGCCGUCUGCAGGAACCAACAGACAACAGAUUUGUAUAUCACCAUCCAGAGGGACAAACUGAUCAAGCAGAUCCCGCUGGAACACAUCUGUCUGGAGACGGACUCUCCUGCACUGGGGCUCGACAAGCAUGAGAGAAACGAGCCCCGUAACAUCGUUCUGUCCUGCCGGUACAUCGCUGACGUCAAAGGUGUGUCGCCGGAAACCGUUCAGCUCAUCACCGCAGAAAACGCACACAGACUUUUCCCAAAAGUUAAAGCUAACAUGCCGUACUAACGUUUCUGAAAC